Messenger RNA from Protopolystoma xenopodis, 852 nucleotides. Lineage: Eukaryota; Metazoa; Platyhelminthes; Monogenea; Polystomatidea; Polystomatidae. The record is from the annotation of a GenBank genome assembly.
CAGUUACAAUUAAAUGCCGUUGCCGCUCAGGCCAAUUUGGCUGGCCAGCAUCUGGGUGGUACCUCUGUCGCCCUUGCUUCCUUAUCCUCACCUACUACGAAACUUUCCGCCAACUCCACCGGCUUAUCCAACGGCAGUCGAGCCCGUGUGCACUCAGCCAUGGCUUCUGGUGCUAAACCUGUCCAUACUUCUAUGGCUCUGGCAGUUGCUGGAACUGGCCAAUCCACUCCUAUUCACUAUGUAAUUGAGACGUCUCCAGCUCACUCGCAUCAGAUUCAGCAACAUCACGUCGCUACUGCUCUCCAGCAUCACUCUCCACAUCAUGUUCAUCAGCAGCAGAAACAAUUCGUCACUAGUCAUCGCUCUCAACAACAUCAACAUCAGCACAAUCUAUCAAUGCAUCGGACUCAGUUCGCGCAAUCUCAACAUUCUCAGCAGCAAACAUCUGGCUUACGGCGUUACACUCUUCCUCGACUACCACAGACCACUCAUCAGCUUGAAGGUGGGCGUGGAUCCUCAUCUAUGGAGGGUACGUCUUCUGCAUCCACAACCUGUUCCACUAUUCGAACUGCAGAUCAUGCAUCGUUAGCAGCUGGCCAGUCUUCUAAUGGUAGUGCAGUUGAGCAGACGCAGAUAGAUGAGGAGGGCACUGUGCGUCAGCUAACUUCAAGUCAGCGCACUAAACUAGCCCAAGAUCUGACUGUAGUGGAAACAAAUCUUCACGUGCUCACCGAUAUGCUCAGUGAGCUACAACCAGACAGCGUGGGUCAAGACGAUCUACAGCUGUUGCAGGUACGCCACUGGACGCCCUUUAAAUCUUUUAUAACCCUCAUUUACCGAUUUAUGCUUUAA